This is a messenger RNA of Lampris incognitus (smalleye Pacific opah), 2223 nucleotides long. RefSeq names its product diacylglycerol kinase, alpha b (gene dgkab). Gene Ontology annotation, cellular component: plasma membrane. Gene Ontology annotation, molecular function: ATP-dependent diacylglycerol kinase activity; calcium ion binding. NCBI's taxonomy places the organism in Eukaryota, Metazoa, Chordata, Actinopteri, Lampriformes, Lampridae. The record is from RefSeq and is a predicted model, not a curated record. Gene Ontology annotation, biological process: intracellular signal transduction; diacylglycerol metabolic process; lipid phosphorylation. The transcript is spliced from 24 exons.
AUGGCAUUGUCUGCAGACUCGGAAGGGUACCUAACUCCUGUUGAUUUCAUCCAGCUCCAGCAGUACAUGGAAUACAGCAGCGUGAGGGUGAAAGAUGUGAUUAAGCAGUUUCAUUCCGGUGGUCGGCUGGUUCACCACAGGUUUGGAGAGCGAAUCGAUGCAGUGGGUUUCUGUCUCUUCCUUAAAACCUACCUGGAGGUGGAGGACUUUCCAGAGGACUUUUGCCAGCGCCUAUUUUGCUACUUUCAGAACAUGGAGCAGGAUGAAUCUAUGAAAAUCCCUCUACCAAGAGGGGGAGGAGUCUUUCUUCGUGAUGUAUCGUGCUACUUCUCUGUGCUGGAGGAAGGACAGCCAAAGGAGAAGCUUGAAUUUACUUUCAAACUAUAUGACAAAGAUGGCAACGGACUGCUGGACAGCUCUGAAGUGGAUCAUAUCAUCAGCCAGAUGAUGCGAGCUGCAGACUAUUUUGGUUGGGAUGUGGCUGAACUCAGACCGGUAUUAAAGGACAUGAUGGUGGCAAUGGAUGUGGAUGACAGCGGGACUGUUACCCUGGAGGAAUGGGUGAAGGGAGGCCUGAACAACGUGCCUUUACUUGUGUUAUUGGGACUGAAGAUGGCAGAGCGAGAUGGGCAGCAUAUAUGGAGAAUGAAGCACUUUAAUAAGCCAACCUAUUGCAAUGUGUGUGAGAGCAUGCUGCUGGGUCUGGGGAAGCAGGGACUCUGCUGCACCUGCUGCAAGUACAUCGUCCACAGCCAGUGUGCCAACAGGAACCCUGAACCCUGCGCUCACACCUUUGUCAAAACUAAAAAGGAAAUUGGUGUAAGAAACAGUUUUCCUGCUUUAUUUCAGAAAGAGCUCAUUUAGGCACUUGCGGCUCAUGAUUGGAUCAGUGCGGAUUGUAACUCCAGUAAGUGCCAGGUGUGCCACAGGAAAAUCAAAACAUUGGCAGGGAAGCGUUGCGUGUGGUGCAACGAGAUGCGUCAUGAUGACUGUGUCUCUUCUGGAUUAUCUUCCUGCGACUGCGGCUCACUGAAAGAUCACAUACUCCCCCCAUGGACCAUAUAUGCUCUCUCAAAGGACACCAGCCUGUUGAAUAUCACCCCUGAUGGUCAUAUAUUGCAGAUUAUUCCAGUUCCAGACACCCAUCCUCUACUAGUAUUUGUAAACCCAAAGAGUGGAGGGAAGCAGGGUGAGAGAGUGCUGAGGAAGUUCCAAUACCUACUUAACCCACUACAAAUCUACAACCUGUCCAAUGGAGGUCCUGCCCCGGGGUUACAUUUCUUCCGCAAUGUGCACAAGUACAGAAUCUUGGUGUGUGGGGGAGAUGGAACCGUAGGCUGGAUUCUGGAUGCUAUUGAUAAAGCAGAACUCCAGGUCCAUCCUGCAAUUGCUGUCUUACCUCUUGGCACAGGGAAUGAUUUGGCCCGCUGCCUCCGCUGGGGAGGAGGGUACGAGGGUUCAGAUUUGAGUGAGAUCCUGAAGGAGAUUGAAGGUAGUUUGUUAGUGUCCAUGGACCGUUGGCACAUUCAGGUGAUACCGGACGACCCCCAGGAGGCAGGAGACCCUGUGCCCUAUGAGAUCAUAAACAACUAUUUCUCCAUUGGAGUGAAUGCCUCCAUUGCUCACCGCUUCCACUCCAUGAGAGAGAAGUACCCCCAAAGGUUCAACAGUAGAAUGAAGAACAAACUUUGGUAUUUUGAGUUUGCCACUUCAGAGUCCAUCUCUUCCUCCUGCAGGAAGCUACAAGAAUGUCUCACGAUUGAGUGCCAUGGAAGACCUCUGGACUUGAAUAACCUGUCUCUGGAGGGCAUAGCUAUCCUCAAUAUACCCAGCAUGCAUGGUGGCUCCAAUCUGUGGGGUGAAUCAAAGAAGCCUGAAAGGACAAAUGUAUGUGAUGUAUGUGAUGAAGAGCCUUGUGAUGUCAUUACUGACCAUGAGCUUCUUAAAAUAAGCUCCCAAGAUAUGAGUGAUAAGCGGUUGGAGGUGGUGGGACUAGAAGGGGUCAUAGAAAUUGGCCAGAUCUACACUGGAUUGAAGAGUGCAGGGCACAGACUGGCACAGACCUCUCAAAUUACCAUCAAAACUAGGAAAGCCCUGCCGAUGCAGAUUGAUGGGGAACCCUGGAUGCAGCCUCCUGGCACUAUUCGCAUAACUCACAAGAACCAAGCGAACAUGCUCAUGGCUGCAUCAACAAAACCAUCUGGCUUCUUUCACCUCAAGUAA